GAGAGGCGGUCCAAGACUAGGACCGAGGGACGAGGCAGAGGGGGGAAAGGGAGCAACACUCGGUUGGCGUAGAGAUAGCACAGCCGUUGAUUUGUAUUGCUGUCGGCAGAGAUCCCGCCUGAUCUGCGUGGAUCCAAGGCCCGCAGGCGUAACAGAGAGGGCUUUUGGAAGGCAGGCCUUCCCUGCAUCAUACCCACGGACGCGGUAGGCACCAACGCGCCCUGAUACAAGCUUCGUGCACUCCCGAACGGUGGAGAGCACACGGAGCAAAGACACUGGCAAAUCGCUAUAUCCGAGCUGGUCACUCGCUGGAAGGAAGCUGAGCGGCGCGCUCUAUCGUUGUUUUGCCGACGGGAUCGCGCGCUUUCGGGAGAGGCGAGAGGAGCAAAGCAGCAGGCGUUGUUCGUAGGGCGAAAAUGGUUAGGCUCGUGGUGAACAACAUGGCCGGCGUGGUGAACGGUAAGGCGCCGCCAUCCGAUCUCGGUCUCGCGAAAAACAAGGGCAGCAGUGGCAACGGCGACGACAGGAACGGAAACGGCGUGGCCAAGGCGGCGGUGGGGAACGAUGGUAGCGGGCGAGCGGGGCAGGGAGAGGGGAAUGGCGGCACGGCGGCGGCGCCGCGGAAGCUGACCAAGAACGAGAAGCGACGGCAAAAAAACAAGCAGAGAAAGGCGCAGGCCGUGGAGGGCGCGGUGGUGGAGAAAUCUAUGGCGGAAUCGAAUGGCGUCGCCGUGGCUUCGUGGCCACCCCCGCCGGCACCGAAGGACGAAGCGUCGGAUGUGCAGGUGGAGUACGUCGCCGACAACACCUCGGUCCUCGACGGGGCCGAGAUGGACGCCGCCUCCCUCGAGGAGUUCAAGCAGAUCUUCGAGCGGUUCACCAAGGUCGCGGACGAGGCCAGCGGCGCCGCCGCCGACGCCGCGGAGGCGGAGGCGGAAGCGGCGGCGGCGGCGGCGGAGGCGGCGAAGGCGGCCAGCAAGAAGGCGGCGGCGGCGGCGGCCCGCGGGAGCGACGGCGAGGAGGAGGGGUCGGACGAGGAAGGGGCGGGGCCCCGGUUGUCCCGGAAAGCGCGAAAGCUCAAGAGCAGACUUUCGGUGGCAGAGCUUAAGCAACUCGUGCAGCGGCCGGACGUGGUAGAGGCGCACGACGUGACGGCGGCUGACCCGCGCAUGCUGGUGUUUCUCAAGUCCUACCGCAACACGGUGCCGGUGCCGCGACACUGGUGCCAGAAGCGAAAGUACUUGCAGGGGAAGCGAGGGAUAGAGAAGACGCCGUUUGAGCUGCCGGAGUUUAUCGCCAUGACAGGCAUCGAUAAGAUCAGGGCGGCGAUCGAGGAGGCCGACAGUCAAAAGAAGGCGAAGCAGAAGCAGAGGGAGAGAGUCGCUCCAAAGAUGGGGAAGAUCGACAUCGACUAUCAGGUGCUUCACGACGCGUUCUUCAAGCACCAGACCAAGCCGCCGCUGACAAACCCGGGGGAUCUGUACUACGAGGGCAAGGAGUUUGAGGCCAAGAACCAGGAGCACAAGCCCGGGCACAUCAGCUCAGACUUGAGAGAGGCGCUGGGCAUCGGAGAGGACGACCCUCCGCCAUGGCUCAUCAACAUGCAAAGAUACGGGCCGCCGUUGUCCUAUCCGCACCUCCGAAUCCCGGGGCUCAACGCUCCUAUCCCAGCGGGGGCCCGGUACGGGUUCGGUUCGUCGGAGUGGGGAAAGCCUCCGGUGGACUCGAAGGGAAACCCUCUGUACGGAGACGUGUUCAACCUGGCCGCGAAGGACGGGGACGACGUCGAAGAGAUGGACAAGUCUCACUGGGGAGAUUUGGCCGAAUCCGACGACGACGACGACGACGACGAGGAGGAGGAGGAGGAAGAUGAGGAGGAGGAAGACGGCGGGGCGGAGACGCCUAUGUUCGAGGGCGGCGGCGUCUCGAGCGUCUCCGGGCUCGAGACGCCGGACACGAUGAUGGACCUCCGCAAGAGGGCCGGGGUGGACACCCCCGACACGACCGGGCUGUCCGCGGUGCCCCAGGAGCUCUACAAGGUGGUCCAGGCGAGGGAUUCGGCCGUGGGGGCCGGGGCUCUGUUCGGCGGGGACCGAAAGUACGUCCUGCCCGGCUCCAAGGCCGGCGGGGGCGGCGCGGCGGGGCUGGGCGGGGACGCUACCGAGGCACCCCCGCGGGACGUGCAGGUGUCCCUUAACCCCGACGAGGUGGACGAGCAGCUCAACGACGAAGAGGGCCUCCGGGAGAAGUUCGAGGAGCAGGAGCGAGCAGCCGCGUCCGUCGGCGGCGCCAAGGGGAAGGAAGACGUGAGCGAUAUCGUGGCCGAGGAGAACCGUAAGCGCAAGCGCAAGCUCGAGAAGAAAGAGAAGGAGAAGGCGGCCGACAAGGGCAAGCGCUACAAGGACUCCUUCAAGUUUUAACGCUUUGCGGUACGCGUGGUUCUCGGCUCCAAUGUUAGUUUUGUUUUGUGUUCGACAGGAUUCGUGUGUGUGCUGUGCUUCUCUUGCCUCGUUUUUUUUCCCGGUUGGUUUGGUCUCUUGGUCGGUCGGUCGUGCGACUGCUGUGGUCUUCGAUCAUCUUGACCGUGGCUGCUUUGUUUUGUUUGAUCUUGGCUGGUUUCGUUCUUAUUGUAUUAUUGUCUCUUUCUUCUACUCAGGCUCUCCCUAGUGAACUACUUUGGUUCGGCUUGUUUCCUGUCUUGGUACUUGCAUCCCUGCUCGGUCUUCGCAGAUGGAAGAAGAUUGACCUAUGUAGAUGGUCUAGCUCUCGCCGUCUUUCGCGUUUGUCGUGCGCUUUAUUUUGAGGCGACGGAGACGGUGACGAUACAAGAAGAUGCCGAUCGAUAUGGAAACAAGGAAAAACAACAAAAAGAAAUGCCGGCUUAUGUAGCGUUCAACCAGCGCCCGUGGCUUUAACAAAUAGAAAAAAGGGUGGGGAGCCCGUGGUUUCCUCUCGUCUUGAGAAGCAAGGCAAAAAGCGCGGCCAUCGAAAGGGUCCGUGUUGCGGCUCCGAGUUAUCCUUACGCUUAUUUUUCUGUCUCCACCAGCCGAGGGACUGCUAGCAAUGGUUGACUGGGGGGGACGAUGCUCCAAAGGGGUAUUUAUCCACGUGCAGGGGCGAGGCGCGUCUGGUUGUCGUCCCCGGCCGCGGUCUGCGCGAGCCAGUCAGAAGAACGUGUGAUGUCUAGCUCUUGGUUGUCUGUCCGGUUUGAACACGGCCGUUCGGCGAAGAAGUCAAGGAUAUAUAUUUUGCCGCUUGUGGCGGCGGCGGCGGCGGCGACGACAUAGUGCCGCAAGAAUCGUUCGUUUGUGCCGACGGUAGGCUCUCGUUACACCAGUGGUCCACUUCGUGUGGUGUGUCGGGAGAGCAAGCGACGACGGCGUAUGCACGGUGUCUGCCGUGUCGUGUGUUUUUGUUCGUUGCCCGCAAAAGCGUGGGAGAAGUACUGGGCGUACCCCAGGGGGGCG
Messenger RNA from Ectocarpus sp. CCAP 1310/34, 3467 nucleotides. The record is from the annotation of a GenBank genome assembly. Lineage: Eukaryota; Phaeophyceae; Ectocarpales; Ectocarpaceae.